UAGGUAACCAGAUCUCCCUUCACUUCCCAAUACAUCAUCCUGAGCUGCCCACGGCAGGUGUCCAGCCGUCUUUCCCGGGUCUCGGACACCCACCCUCCGGGGGACCCUGACAAGCAGGAGGAAGGGAGAAGCAAGAGCCCAGCUACCGCCCCCCCCCCCCACCCGAGCCACCCCCAGCCACUGGUUCACUGCGAGGAUCCGGCCGCCUGGCCCAUCGGGUCACCACCAGCAUGAGCCUGGGCAUCAUGGAGGAGGACGAGCUGGCCGAGUACUUCCGGCUACAGUAUGGGGAGAGGCUACUACAGCUGCUGCAGAAGUUCCCCAACAUUGAGGAGCAGUCGGAGUCCCCAUCCAUCCGGCUCCUGGAAAAGAAGAAAGAGGCCAAGAUCAUGCACACUGCUAUGGAGCAGAAGAAGGAGACGUUUCGGCGCCGGAUGGAAACCCUGAAUCUGCGUUGGGAGGAGCUGGGUACCAAGGAGGCCCAGCUGAAGGCUCACAUCCAGAAGUUCGAGCAGUUCAUCCAGGAGAACGACCAGAAACGGAUCCGCGCCCUGAAGAAAGCCAACAAGGAGCGCGAGCUGAAGAGGCAGCGGGUGCGCGAGCUGGCCAAGGUCAAGCAGGAGAUGGGGGCCCUGCGGCUGCAGCACCAGCGGCUGAGCACCAGGAUGCAGGAGUUCUCCGUCUUCAACAAGUACCUGGAGAAGGUGGUGGAGCACUCGGAGUUCGAGGAGAUCCACGAGGUGAUUUCACGCUACAAGACGCUGAUAAGCAUGCACCACGACCUCAUGCAGUCGGCGCAGGAGGGCCAGGAGAAGAUUGAGCGCGCCAAGGCACGGCUGGCACGCUACAUGGAGGAGAAGGACGACGAGAUCCUGCAGCACAACAACGAGCUGGCGCGUCUGCAGAUGCGCUUUGACCGAGCCCGCAGCGACGUCAUCGUCUGGGAAUCUCGCUGGGCACACAUCCAGAACACGGCCGCCAAGAAGACCCUCUUGCUUGGCACCAUCAAGAUGGCGGCAUUGAACCUCUUCCAGAUCGUGAGCAAGCAGCUGAAGGAGACCGCCGCCGUGUCCCUGGAGGACACCCACAAACAGCUGGACAUGGUUCCCAGGUGAUGGUGCUGGUCUGGCUUCCACGCUUUGAGAACCACGGCAUUAGCGCUGAGACCCUUUUGGCCCUGGUGAACGCGGGCCCCAACGGGGACCCACGAUUGAAUUCAUCGCUGGUGCAAAAACAGUCUUCUUAGAUUCUAGAGACGUGCUGAAAGCUCCGUGCCUGGGGCCCACGCUUUGGGAAAAGAGGAAAUUGGGGGUGGGGGGAAUCAGCAAGUCUAGGAAAGUCUGUCUUAUUAGGGGCACCCUGAGAUUUUUCUCUUUGAAGUAACUAAAAGGAAAUUGGAAAGGAAAUAACUUUCUCACUAUGCUUCAAAGCCGUGUGAUGCUGUGUCCAUGUGCCACCCCAAAUCGUCUCCCUUAUGUAAAUUUUUUUUUAAUUUU
Molecule: messenger RNA, 1496 nt
Organism: Acinonyx jubatus (cheetah)
Lineage: Eukaryota; Metazoa; Chordata; Mammalia; Carnivora; Felidae
Gene: CCDC42
Product: coiled-coil domain containing 42
Exons: 7
Coding region: 231-1115 (294 amino acids)
Biological process (GO): spermatid development
Source: RefSeq, a predicted model, not a curated record